Exaiptasia diaphana is the source of this 1614-nucleotide messenger RNA. Its product is annotated as mucin-5AC. The record is from RefSeq and is a predicted model, not a curated record. Bases 19 to 1614 code for a protein of 531 amino acids. Lineage: Eukaryota; Metazoa; Cnidaria; Anthozoa; Actiniaria; Aiptasiidae. The transcript is spliced from 7 exons.
UGUAGACUCAAAUGCAAUAUGGUCGAGAGGUGCUUGACAUUCAAUUUCGAGGAGUCAACAAAGAUCUGUGAAUUAAACGACGCUGACCAUUCGUUACACGAAAACGACCUUCGAAAGGCUGAAGGUUUUGUCUAUGUGGACAUAAAGAGGCCAAAGAAAUCUGAAAUUGCAAGUACCAGUGUAAGUCCAACUGCAACCAAUUCAAGAACAAUCGCCAGUCCCAGUGCAACUCAAACCACUAGUACCAGUACUGCUCCAACCACUAGUACCAGUACUACUCCAACCACUCGUACCAGUACUACUCCAACUACCAGUACCAGUACUACUCCAACCACUAGUACCAGUACUGCUCCAACCACUCGUACCAGUACUACUCCAACUACCAGUACCAGUACUACUCCAACUACCAGUACCAGUACUACUCCAACCACUAGUUCCAGUACUACUCCAACUACCAGUACCAGUACUACACCAACCACUCGUACCAGUACUACUCCAACCACUAGUACCAGUACUACUCCAACUGCCAGUACCAGUACUACUCUAACCACUAGUAUCACUACUACUCCAACUACCAGUACCAGUACUACACCAACCACUAGUACCAGUACUACUCCAACCACUAGUACCAGUACUACUCCAAAUACCCUUACCAGUACUACUCCAACUACCAGUACCAGUACUACUCCGGCCACAAGCUCCAGUACUACUCCUCCAACUUUCAAGCCAGUUAAACUUAAGAAUUCCACUAUUCUCCGUGGCAACAACAAAUAUCUGAAGAAGCUGACCAGUUUUCUGAAACCCGUUCUUCAAGAUUCUAAUAGAAGUCGUUGGAUAAGAUGUUGGAGAGCUGCUACCGAUGGAUGGGAUGUGGAUUCAACAUUCCACCGCCAGUGUGACAACAAAGGACCGACAGUUACCAUUGUUCGUGUUAGUAGAUACAUCUUUGGUGGCUAUUCUGAUGUAUCAUGGGACAGUUCAAGCGGCUGGACGUACUCCAACAAUGCUUUCCUGUUCUCAAUGUACAAUACACGUGGCUACUAUCCUAUCAAGUUACCUCUUGUUAGAUAUCGACAGACUGCUAUAUAUAGAGAAAAGGGUCUGAGGCCAAAGAAAUCUGAAAUUGCAAGUACCAGUAUGAGUCAAACUGAAACCAGAACAGGAACAACCGCUAGUACCAGUGCUACUCUAACCAUUAGUACCAGUACUACUCCAACCACUAGUACCAGUGCUACUCUAACCAUUAGUACCAGUACUACUCCAACGACCAGUACCAGUACUACUCCAGCCACUAGUACCAGUACUACUCCAACGACCAGUACCAGUACUACUCCAACCACUAGUACCAGUACUACUCCAACGACCAGUACCAGUACUACUGCAAUGACCAGUACCAGUACUACUCCAACGACCAGUGCCAGUACUACUCCAACGACCAGUACCAGUACUACUCCAACCACUAGUACCAGUACUACUCCAACGACCAGUACCAGUACUACUGCAAUGACCAGUACCAGUACUACUCCAACGACCAGUGCCAGUACUACUCCAACGACCAGUACCAGUACUACUCCAACCACUAGUACCAGUACUACUCCAACGACCAGUACCUGA